GCUCCUUAUAUAUGUUGGUCGGUAUCUUCUGUUCUAAUUAUAUUAUUUGGCUCAUUUUAUAUUGUUUCUAGCAUUUUAGUACGAAAUGCUGGCUUUCUUUAAAGGUUUUGAACGUCCUUUUCCGAAUGUGGGUCUUGUUGUUAUGGCAAUUCAAAUUCCCCAGUGGUGGAAUUUAAUACGUAACAUAAUUUUUUCCCCUAAUUUUUACGCAGGUGGAAUAAAGUGCCAUUAUUUUAAAAGAGGUCAAAUGACCCAUGGUUCCAAGAGUCAUAGAGCGUUGGGGUCUAUUGGUGCUGGAACAAAACCUGGCCGUGUACACUAGGGGAAAAUGCCUGGCAGCAUGGGAGGAAGCAAAAGAAAGAUCGAAAAGCUCAAGAUUGUGAAAAUUGACAAUGUGCUUCGAGUUGUGAUGAUCAAAGGUGCCGUCCCCGGUAAGCCAGGAAAUCUGCUACGUAUAACUCCGGCUAAGAUUGUUGGGAAGAACUUACCAAAGAACUAGUUUCACGUAUUGUACUUUAUUUG
This is a messenger RNA of Durio zibethinus, 522 nucleotides long. NCBI's taxonomy places the organism in Eukaryota, Viridiplantae, Streptophyta, Magnoliopsida, Malvales, Malvaceae. The record is from RefSeq and is a predicted model, not a curated record.